Messenger RNA from Exophiala aquamarina CBS 119918, 2469 nucleotides. RefSeq names its product elongation factor 1-alpha. Lineage: Eukaryota; Fungi; Ascomycota; Eurotiomycetes; Chaetothyriales; Herpotrichiellaceae. Gene Ontology annotation, biological process: translation. Bases 1 to 2469 code for a protein of 822 amino acids. The record is from RefSeq and is a predicted model, not a curated record. The transcript has 4 exons. Gene Ontology annotation, molecular function: GTPase activity; GTP binding.
AUGUCUAAUCGCCGGGUCAAGUCCAUGGCCGUGGAUGAUGAUGAUGAUUAUGAUGAUUACGAUGAUUACAAUGAACAAGAAGAUCCCGAUACCGCUGGCGAUGAACUUUCCGCCGAAGACAAGGAGCAUAUGCGACAAGGCACUAUCGAAAUUCGUCGGGCGCUCGGUCCGAAUUUUUCAGUAACGGAUAAUGAAAUCCAAGAGGCUUUAUGGCAUUAUUAUUACGAUGUCAGCAAAUCGGUCACGUAUAUCAAAAGUGUGCAUAGCCUCCUUGAGCUUGAUCUUCGUCCAUGGUUAAUGAUCAUAUUCAGACAAAAAGCCGCCUGCUCCUGCAACAGGAACCAAAAAGUCAAAUUCACCAAAGACGAUCAUUUUCAUUCCCUGCCCUCAGUUCCGGCGAGAUCAUGGUGGUCAUGGUGGUUUCCAAACGGCCUUUUCGAACAUGCUUCUGAUGAGCAUCAAGAGAUAGCAAACUCUACUCUCUGCUCAAUGCCUUUCUCAGCCGCAGAAUUUUUCAAAGAUUCUCCGUGGUUGCGAGUCCCGGAACAUCGCAAGGCUGAGAUCACAAUACAACCUGCAUACCCACGCCGAGGUCUUCUGGGAGGUGCUUCAAAGGGUAGCAAAAUGUCCAAAUUAGCCGCUUUGGCGGCGAAGAGGAAACAACAGGCCAAUGAACCAUCCGGGUCAGUCUCGGCCAGCAUUCCUACUAGCCGCGAUGAUUAUACAGCAAACUUGAACAAAUUGAGAAUUGGCAAGCCGGCCAAAGCAUCACAUGAGCCAGAAGCCCCGGGAAUACAGAAGCGUCUCCUCGGCGAGGAGCUGGUCAAGAAAGACGCAGACGAUGAUCCUAGAAGCCCGGGAAAGAAAUGUGACACCUCCAAAGAUCAAAUUGGCCAGUCAAUUCUCGUCGACCCUAAUAUUCGAGGUCGUCCUUCAGCAUUUGCAAGCAUCAUGACUAGCCAAGAAACUGAAACGGAAUCCCGGCCUUCAUCUGAUAUUCUGUCUGAGGGGUUGCUUACGAAAUUGUUCGACUUCACAGAACCAAGCCCAGAUGACAUUGUGACGAAGGCACAGAAUGUGAAAGACACCGCACCCACGAAAUCAAAAGCCAAAGAGAACAUCAGACCAAACUCUUCCCUAGCGAACGGCGUACAGAAACUGUCCAUACAAGAGCUCCCCAAAAUCAAAAGUAAGAAUAUCGAUGUUGUUGUAGAGUACAAUAAGGUGAAGCGAAAGAAUGCGGCGAAUUUUGUGGUCAUUGGUCAUGUUGAUGCAGGAAAGAGUACCCUCAUGGGAAGACUGCUGUUUGAUCUCAAAGCGGUCGAUCAGCGAACGAUGGAAAAAUAUCAAAAAGAGGCCGAACGCAUCGGUAAAGGCUCAUUUGCUUUCGCCUGGGUUUUGGAUCAGGGAACCGAGGAACGAGCUAGGGGUGUGACUAUCGACAUAGCCACUAACAACUUUGAGACCGAGAAAACCAGCUUUACCAUCCUUGACGCUCCAGGCCACAGGGAUUUCGUACCUAAUAUGAUUGCUGGAGCAAGCCAAGCAGAUUUCGCGGUCCUGGUCAUCGAUGCUUCUACUGGUAACUUCGAAUCUGGCCUCAAAGGACAGACAAAAGAACACGCUCUUCUGGUCCGGUCCAUUGGGGUGCAGAGAAUCAUUGUCGCUGUCAACAAGAUGGACGUUUCGCGUUGGUCCGAGGACAGGUUUCGGGAAAUCCAACAGCAGAUGGCCUCAUUCCUUCACACUGCUGGCUUUCAGCCGAAGAAUGUCACCUUUAUUCCCUGUUCGGGCCUGGAGGGCGGAAACAUUUUAUCCAGACCCACCGAUUCGAGAGCUUCGUGGUACACCGGGCCAACUUUAGUACAAGAGCUCGAUACAUCAGAACCAUCAACCUAUGCUUUGGACAAACCUCUCCGAAUGACAAUCAGCGACGUCUUUCGAGGUGGCGUACAAAAUCCGUUAUCUGUCUCAGGACGUCUAGAGGCCGGAAAUGUCCAAAUCGGAGAACAAGUCAUCAUCAUGCCCAGCGGCGAAAAUGCCCAAAUUCGAAGCUUGGAAGUUGAUGAGGAGCCACAGGAUUGGGCAGUGGCGGGACAAAAUGUGGUUCUUCACUUGAGUGAUGUUGACCCUAUACACCUCAAGACUGGAGACGUGCUCUGCAGCCCCACAUCUCCGAUGAAGAAUGUCAGUGAGUUCAAGGCUAAGAUCCUCGCCUUCGAUCAUUUGACACCGAUGAAUGUGGAUGUGCACAAAGGACGACUCCACGUUCCGGGCCGGAUCACUCAACUCAUCGGUACACUCGACAAGUCGUCAGGUGCUGUGCUGAAAAAGAAACCGAAGAUCGUUCAACCAGGAAACGUUGUGAGAGUUGUCGUGCAACUUGAGCAGGCUGUACCCCUUGAGGCCCCUGCGCGGAUUGUUCUUCGAGCCAAUGGGGAGACUGUUGCGGCUGGCCUAAUCGAGUAA